UUUAUUUUUCUCUCUACAUUACAUUGAGGAGACUAUGACAUGUUUUGGGGCCUGUGCUGCGUAACUAUUGUUUGUCUAACCAUUCUCCUUCCUUUUGUUUCAGAACACAUUUACCCAGGUGCAGUUUGGACCAAUGAGGUUAUACGAAGAUCAUCUUGAGGUACUGUUAGUAUUUGCCAAAGAGGACAGCCAGAAUAAUGGGUUCUGCUGGGCGUGUGAGAAGGCCAACUUCAGGUGUAACGUGGCGAGGACGCCAGAGGCAGCGCUGGAGUGUUUCCAGGAAAAGCACCACGACCUCGUCAUCAUCGACCACAGACAUUCCAGAUACUUCGACGCUGAAUCACUAUGCCGGUACGUUAUAUCAGUAGGUUAGGUAUAUGCUGGUACGUUAUAUCAGUAGGUUAGGUAUAUGCUGGUACGUUAUAUCAGUAGGUUAGGUAUAUGCUGGUACGUUAUAUCAGUAGGUUAGGUAUAUGCUGGUACGUUAUAUCAGUAGGUUAGGUAUAUGCUGGUACGUUAUAUCAGUAGGUUAGGUAUAU
Oncorhynchus tshawytscha (Chinook salmon) is the source of this 539-nucleotide messenger RNA. Its product is annotated as high affinity cAMP-specific and IBMX-insensitive 3',5'-cyclic phosphodiesterase 8B-like. The transcript has 2 exons. Bases 134 to 373 code for a protein of 79 amino acids. NCBI's taxonomy places the organism in Eukaryota, Metazoa, Chordata, Actinopteri, Salmoniformes, Salmonidae. The record is from RefSeq and is a predicted model, not a curated record.